This is a messenger RNA of Bactrocera neohumeralis, 2047 nucleotides long. It is a transcript of the gene BEAF-32, whose product is annotated as transposable element Hobo transposase. Gene Ontology annotation, biological process: regulation of transcription by RNA polymerase II. The record is from RefSeq and is a predicted model, not a curated record. The coding region runs from base 209 to 1150 and encodes 313 amino acids. Gene Ontology annotation, cellular component: nucleus. The transcript is spliced from 3 exons. Lineage: Eukaryota; Metazoa; Arthropoda; Insecta; Diptera; Tephritidae.
AUCCCAUUUGCACAUAUGCCCACAUACAGAUUUGGCAAUGGUAAUAGCAAUUCGUUUGACAGCUAGUAUUCUAUAAAUUCUAUCCUGUCGAGAUGCCCCAUUAUCGAUACUACUAUCGACUUGGUUAUACAAUAUUUUACUUGUUUGCACACCACUAAUUCAAAAUUGGCGUCCUAUUGUGAAAUUCAUAAACUUUGAAAUAUAAAAUAUGUCGCGACAAACCAUUCAGGACGCUGUGAAUAAAAAAAGUGAAUGUGUAAAGUUAAUACAAAAUGAAAAGGGCAGGAGUGACGAGUGGAAGCUGUUCGAUUGCGUUAAUUAUAAUGGCAAUAAUGUCGAUUUUGUGUGCUGCCGGAGCUGUAAGCAUGUGCUGGUGUAUAAUUCAAAACAAGGCACGGGCACCCUCAGCCGCCAUAAGUGCAUGUCUCAACAAGAUGCGCUUAAGUCACAGCCCAAAUUGGACAUGUUUGCCAAAAAAGUCGUUUCGACGCGAUUUCGGGAUUCGUUUGCUCGAAAGCAGCUAGCCUUAGUUGCAAAAGACUUGCACCAAUUCAAUAUUAUCGAAAGUAGCGGCUUCCGUGAAUAUAGCCAAGCGCUUCUCAACAUAGGAGAAGAAUUUGGAAGUCAGUCUUUCGAUGAUUUGGUUAUAUCCCGCAAAGUGUUAAGCACUACCAUCAUGGAGAAAGAGUACGAAACGUUGAAGACUCAACUUAUCAUAAGUUUGAAAGACCAACAACUGGCAUACACGACCGACAUGUGGAGUGACGACUACACGCAGCGAAAUUUUAUAACGCUGACUGCUCACUAUAUGGAUGAUAGCUUCAAACUGAACGUCACUCUUUUAGGCAUCAGGGAGUUCUUGGACGAGAAGAAAACUGGAAAAAAUAUUCUCAAAAAUGUUCAAGACAUUUUGCAGGAUUUCAACACACUUGAAACUAUCGAUCGAGCUGUGUUCGUUACGGACAAUGGUGCUAAUGUCGUUGCGGCAUUUAAAAGCUUCAAGCGCCUAUCUUGUGCUUGUCACAAUCUGAACCUUGUCAUGGAUGACGUCACUGAGAAAAAUCCUCUUGUGGAAGCGAAGGCUUUAAUAGAUUGCUGCAAAUCAUUAGUCAAAUAUUUUAAACAUUCUCAGCUUAACAGUAAGCUCUAAAAAACGCUGAAACAGCAAGUUAAAACACGCUGGAACUCUACAUUUUUUUAGCUUUUGAGUAUAUUUGAUGUAAAAGAGGAAAUAAAAACUCUUUUACUUAAAAAAGAUGAGCUACAGCGAAUUAGUAAUUUAGAUUUUUCAUUACUUGAAAACAUUUUAUGUUUCUUAAAACCUUUUAAGGACUGCUCUGAAGCACUUAGCUCUGACAAGGAACCAACAAUGCAAAUAUUUGCAUUGUGGUCUGAAAAAUUAUGUAAACUUUGCAGAACUAGCACACUUGAUUCCCAAAUAAUAACUGAGUUUAGAUCAAUGACCCUAAGCGCAUUAGAAGUCAGGUUUCUUCCGGUAAUCGUUCAUUUGGUUGGGCUUUUCUUGAACCCUCCUUAUAAAGAGAUGAAUUUCCUCUCAGAGGAAAAAAGAGAAAAUGUGUUAGCUACGGUAAAAGCAAUGCUCUCCGAAUUUAUAGGAGAUCAUGAAAAUAGUAGCUUUGAUGACAUAACUAAUAAAAUAAGCCCAAAAAAUUCCGAAAAUGGAAUGUUUGAUGAAUUUUCAGACUUAAGUUAUGUAAAAAAACGAAAAGUUGAGAAAACGCUAUUGACAUAGAGCUUGACAAAUACUUGGCCAUUCCAGUAGCUCAUGGCACACAUAUUUUAGAAUUCCGGAAAAAUGCUAGGGACUUAAAAUACCUUCCCAAAUUAGCUCGGACCAUUCUGGCUAUUCCAGCCAGUUCGUCUACGAGCGAAAGGCUUUUUUCAACAUCGGGCCAUGUUUUAAAUGAAAAACGCACUAGGCUAAAAAGCACAAAUUUAGAAAAAAUUUUAUUUUUAAAUAAAAAUAUGACUUAGUUCGUUUUUUUUUAAUACAUAACAAUAUUCAAUAUACCUUAAUAAAUGUGGA